Molecule: messenger RNA, 1224 nt
Organism: Cetraspora pellucida
Lineage: Eukaryota; Fungi; Glomeromycota; Glomeromycetes; Diversisporales; Gigasporaceae
Source: the annotation of a GenBank genome assembly
AUGCCUACGAAUUUUAAAUGCACUGAAUGUGAACAAGAUAUUGCACGUGUUGGUUGGUGUCCAUCAUGUGAGGGUGCAAACUAUAGAGAAAAUUUUAACAAGUGGACAAGUGGUGAUCGAAAAAUUGACGAAAUUAUCCGGCGAUCCCAGUCAAAUCCUAUUGUUUCUGAUCAAGUAUUAGAAUGGAUUGAUUAUCAAGAGCUCGAUGUGUAUGGAUUAAUAGGCGAAGGUGGUUUCGGAAAAGUUUAUUCCGCGGAGUGGCAUAAAGGUCCACGGGAUUUAUAUAAUAUAGAAAUAAAUAAAUGGAUUCGAAGAGGUCCAACGGAAGUAGCCUUAAAAAUCUUAAAUGAUUUAACUAAAGCUGAAGAUUUUUUCGUUGAGCUUGAAGCUAUAAUGAAAAUUAAUGCCCCUUUGUUCAUCGCAAAGACUUUUGGAAUUUCUAAGGAUCCUAAACUAAAUAAAUAUGUGAUUGUAAUGAAGAUGUAUAGUCUUGGUGAUUUAAAAAAUUUUUUAAGUAAGAGAAAAAACAUGAGAUUUAUUGAAAGGGCCGCAUUAGUAGGCUGGCUUGCUGCUGGUUUGCUAAAAAUUCAUGAAAAUGGCUUAAUUCACCGUGAUUUGCACUCUCGAAAUGUUUUAAUAGUUUUAAUGGAUGAUCCUAAUUUUCAAGGACCUAAAAAUCUUGGUUUAAUCGCUGAUUUUGGAUUAUGUAAAGCAGAUGAUCGAAAAUCUGUCGAAGUAAGGGGUGUUAAGAAAUAUGUUGCUCCUGAGGUCCGUGAAGGAAGCCCUUACACCAAAGAAUCAGAUAUAUAUAGUUAUGGAAAACUUGUUCAAGACGUCUUUGAAAAUAAUUCAUCACAUUUGAUUGAUGUAUUAACAGCAAAUUGUUUAAGUAGAGAGCCUUCAAAUCGACCUGAUAUAAAAAUGAUUUAUAUUUUCCUUAAAGAAGUGGUAGUAUUUUAUGAACUAGGACCAGAUGGGUAUUUUAAUCUAUUCUACCGAGUAUCUGAUGAACUAAAAUCAGUGAAACAGGAGUUAAAUAAGAUUUACCAUUAUGAUUAUUCUAACAUGAAAGAAAGACUGAUUAAAAGCUCUGAAAAUUUGAUCGCCGCCUUUCCAAUGCACGAAGGCGGACUUCUAAUGAGUUGUGGUGCCUUGAGCUCUACUCUUAAAGAGGUUGUUAAAGCACCUAUCGAGAGAAUUCAACCCAUGCUGGAUUCGGCCUGA